Molecule: messenger RNA, 1333 nt
Organism: Styela clava
Lineage: Eukaryota; Metazoa; Chordata; Ascidiacea; Stolidobranchia; Styelidae
Source: RefSeq, a predicted model, not a curated record
AAUGUAAGAAGAGAACAUGGCUGAGGGUGGUCCUCAAAACCAGCAGCAAACUGUAUUCAACAUUAAUAUUUAUAGUGCGCAAAACCAAAGGGAAAUUAUACAAACAAGGAAUACAGCGACAACGAAUAAGGUUGUUGCAAAGCAUAUUGGGCUGGUAAAUAUUCAACAGGCAGCAGCGCAACAGGAUGCUCAAAAUGUCGGACAACAACCGGAAGCUGACAACGUCCCACCAGAUAAUAUUGCUGAGGGUGUCGACGCCUUGAAUUUGUCCACAAGAAAUCCCGAAGUUAAAAAAAGUGACGAAAAUAAAAGGAAAGGUGAUUUCAGGGACCAACACAUUCUAUUGAAAUCUACAAAGGACAAAUCGACCCGACGAAAAAGAAGGGCGCCACCGCCGCCUCCCAGUACGUCAGCAUGUAGAAUUUGCGCAGGACGUGGGAAUAACUCUUUGAAGAUUUCGAUUCUUCGAAAAAAAUCAAUCAAGUUAUUCGACGAGUCUAAUUAUGAAGAAGCAGUCCCGAUCUUAGAAGAACUGGCAACCCUACAAAACCAUCAGGAUUUGGAUACAGUACUUCCAAUGAUCGAGUGUUUUAUACAUCUCGGCAGAAGAAACGAAGCGGAAACGGCUAUUGGCAAUCUCAGAGAUAUAUCGAUGACGUCAUCGAUAACCAGCGCGGAUGACGUCGAAGCCUUUGCUACUGACUUGAUUUCGAACUCCGCUCACAUUAGCGCUAUAAUAUUGCUUCAAAUAGCAAGCGAUAUGUACAAGGCUAGAGUAACAUCCCCCGACGAUGCAAUAAAUCGAAUUAGACUUUGUAUUAAUAAGAUGUAUCAAGCCAUAAAGCCAAUGAUUGAAGUCGGUGGUCGAUCUAAAACUAUAGCAUUAGAUUACGGCAUAGAAUACAUGACAGAAAUGCUGGAUGAUAUUCGCGUAAUAGAAAACGCUGAUCCGGUUAAUAAAGCAUUGAGUGAGUCUUCGUGCUUACAAUUCAUAGGAUCUAUCUAUACCCUGGCAGAUGAAUAUGAGAAAAGUAUAACACUAUUUAUCAGCGGACUCGGAGUUCUUGAUCAACAAUUCCGUUCAAAUGCUUCAAAAUAUCAAAUAUACGGUUUAUCCUUGCAUAAUAUCGGACUAAACCAUCAUGAUCUGCAGGAAUAUAAAGAAGCAGAUUAUUAUUAUAUUAAAGCCAUUGAAGCUUAUAAAAAUGCCACUGAUUAUGAGAAUGAAGCUGAUAGAAAGAAAGAUAUUGAGUUGGUAGAUACCGAUCAGAAAAACACUCGCGCUCGCAAACUCACCCUGAUAUCCACACACAUCCGCACCGGAAAAUCUUAA